Molecule: messenger RNA, 546 nt
Organism: Homarus americanus (American lobster)
Lineage: Eukaryota; Metazoa; Arthropoda; Malacostraca; Decapoda; Nephropidae
Product: proline-rich protein 2-like
Exons: 2
Coding region: 1-546 (181 amino acids)
Source: RefSeq, a predicted model, not a curated record
AUGAAACCUGCCCCCCCUCCCUACAGUGCCGUACGUCAAUUUGCAACAGACCCCCGGCAACAGACCCCCGGCAACAGACCCCCCGGCAACAGACCCCCGGCAGCAAACCCCCGGCAACAGACCCCCGCCGGCAACAGACCCCCGGCAACAGACCCCCGGCAACAGACCCCGGCAACAGACCCCCGGCAACAGACCCCCGGCAGCAGACCCCCCGGCAGCAGAACCCCGGCAACAGACCCCUGGCAACAGACCCCCCGGAAGCAGACCCCCCCCGGCAGCAGACCCCUGCAGCAGACCCCCCGGCAGCAGACCUGGCAGCAGACCCCCGGCAGCAGACCCCCUGGCACAGACCCCAGACCCCCGGCAGCAGAGCCCCCGGCAGCAGACCCCCGGCAGCAGACGCCAGACCGGCAGCAGACCCCCCCGGCAGCAGACCCCUCCCGGCAGCAGACCCUCGGCAGCAGACCCCCGGCAGGAGACGCCUUGCAGUACUAUGACCAGAGAUCUUACUGUCAGGAGGCUGCAGAUGUACCACAAUUACCAUAA